Messenger RNA from Brassica napus (rape), 2474 nucleotides. RefSeq names its product glycosyltransferase family 92 protein At1g27200-like. The transcript has a single exon. The record is from RefSeq and is a predicted model, not a curated record. The coding region runs from base 317 to 2044 and encodes 575 amino acids. NCBI's taxonomy places the organism in Eukaryota, Viridiplantae, Streptophyta, Magnoliopsida, Brassicales, Brassicaceae.
UAGGGGGUUAGUGAUCGUAGUGAAUGUUAUUAGUGCCGUCAAGGGCCCAUUAAAGGGCUUCAGCCCAUUAUCCAUAAAGGUCACAACUGACAACUGAUUAUCUUCACCUUCUAUUAUUCAUUUGUUAAUGUGAGUUUAUUCCUGCUAUUCUUAUGGGUUUUAGAAUUCGUCUUCAUUCAUCUAUUCUGUUAGUCGUCAAGUUUUUUUGUGUGUUUAAUUCGAAACAGCAAGAAUAUAAAAAUAGGAUACUUAAUUGAUUGCUUUUUUCGGACUUUUUGGUUAGAAAACAAGUAACUUGUUGUAUACGUAAUCGAAAAUGACGCUAACCUUCAAGACUUCUUCUCCUAGCUCGAACCGAUCAACACCGAAACCCUUCCCCGGAGAUGAUGAUUCUCACUUCCUUCACUACAGAAGCUACAGAGCACACACGACCACACUCUUCUUCGUCCUCGUCUCUCUCUCCCUCUUCGUCAUCUUCUCUCUCUACUCUUCCCCAAACGCAAUCUACUUCGCCACGACACGCCAGGCUAAACCAGGGACAGUCACCUACGUGAUCAACGUCCGAGACUCGAGCCAUAUCCGCAGGAUCAAAGCAGAGGGCGUCCUCUGGCCAGGAUGGGAGGUUAUGAUGAUCGCUUCACCUGAGGAGAACGUCAUGCUACCGCUUCACGGAGAGAACAACUACACGUGUUUUUACCCUAACGGCGAGAAAUUAACGGCGAAGUUCUCCGUUACUCUCCCGUUCACGAACCGUACCACGUUCAAAUGCAAACUCCCCGGAGUAUACCGCCACCACCACCCGAUCCCGACUCCGAUCCUCGCCUCCUCGCGGUCCUUCGAGCUUUCCCCGGAGACGCGGUGGCCUGACCUCCCUCUGUGGAACUUCGUGGUGUUCGACACCAUCUCCACGGAGCACGACGUCGUUUUAUUCGUCAAGGGGCCGAACCGAGGGCUGGGGUCGAACAAACCGCCGGGGACGUUUCGGUGCGUGUUCGGCGAGGAGUCUGACUCCGCCGUUAGAACCGUCGUGACUAGCUCCGUGCAAGAGGUUUUCCGGUGUCCGUUUCCUAACGUGACGAUGGAUUAUCCGGUGAAAAUAUACCUAGAGAGGGUGGCGACGGAGAAGGAGGCCAUGAAAGUGGUUCCAUCAGUGGCGUAUUUUAGCCCCAAGCGUAGGUUAGUGGAGACACGUGAGAAGGCACUACUGUGCGCGACGACGAUGGUGUACAAUGUAGCCAAGUAUCUGAGAGAGUGGGUGAUGUAUCAUGCAACGAUAGGAAUACAAAGAUUCAUUAUAUAUGAUAAUGGUAGCGACGAUGAGCUAAACGACGUCGUUGAGGGGUUGAAGAGCGAAAGAUACGACGUGACGAAAGUGUUAUGGAUAUGGCCCAAGACGCAGGAGGCUGGGUUCUCCCACGCGGCGGUUUACGGUAACGAUUCGUGCACUUGGAUGAUGUAUGUCGAUGUCGAUGAGUUUCUAUUCUCUCCGGUUUGGAGUAACCAGUCUAAACCGUCGGAUCAGAUGAUUAGAUCUCUUCUACCGUCGGACCAAAGCAUGAUUGGACAAGUGUCGUUUAAGUCACUCGAGUUUGGGCCUUCGAAUCAGACAAGGCAUCCAGCUGGCGGUGUGACGCAAGGGUACACGUGUCGACGAGAGGAAGAGCAGCGGCACAAGUCGAUCGUGUUGCUGAGCGCGGUGGAGCAUUCGCUGUACACGGCGAUCCACCACUUUAGUUUGAAGGGAGAGUACGAGUGGCGAGUGGCGGACACGGAGGAAGGAGUGGUGAACCAUUACAAGUACCAAGCGUGGCGGGAGUUUAAGGCUAAGUUUAAACGGCGUGUUUCGGCUUAUGUUGUGGAUUGGACUAGAGUUUCAAAUCCUACGUCGAGAGAUCGGACUCCUGGGUUGGGCUUUAAACCCAUUGAGCCAGAAGGAUGGGCCCAAAAGUUCUGUGAAGUCAUGGACAUGAGAUUGAAGAGGUUAACCAGAAAAUGGUUUGGACACCCAGAGAAAAACGGGUAUAGAAUGGCUUGGCAAAGAUGAAAAUGGUUGUUAAUUGUAUUAAUAGAAUAGUUGUUUGGCGACAAUUUUUUGUUUAUUUAAAAAAAAAAAACAGAACUGAAAACUUUGGGUUUAGAAAUUCUGAAGCUGAACUACUUCACAAUCUCAUUCGACAUUUUUUUCAAAAAUAUGAUUGUGCAAUAUAUACUUUUCAGUGUUUAGAAUAAUAUAAUGUACAGUAAUGUUUACAGUACUAACCAAAAAGUCAUAGAAAUAAAUCAACAAUUAGAAACAUUAUCUAACUUGAUUUUGAUAUGUCCAUUUAUAGUCAGAUUUUACUUUGCAGCAUUUAAACUAUUUAACACUUGCCUAAAAAAGUGAGUAAGCCUGUUUAGGAUAUGAAUCUCUAAUUUUAGGCUUUUUAGAAGAGAAUAUAAAUUCCUAGUUAAAGAAAUAAAAGCUAUGAUUUGUG